AUGGCUCUUGCUGCAAUGAAAAAUCACAUUAUCAAGAUGGUCAACGACAAAGCUCUCACCUUCUCUGAUGUCCUGAAUACCCCUAGAAAUAGAAGGCUUGAGAGAACCGGGGGCUUCAACCCUUCCAUCUUCGUUGAUCGUGAGGAGAAUGACACCCUGAGAGUGUAUGCUUUGGAGCCGGCACAAGGUAACUGGAAAGUUGCAAUUUCGAACGAGCAGUUUGAUAUCACUUCACUUCUGCAGCCACAGAUUGUCAGAAUGGAACGUCUCGAAGGAAAGUCUCUUCCCCUUGGUGGUGAAUCUUCAUCGUGGGAUUACGAGAUCUUAAGCUCGAAUGGAUCAUACGGUAAGGCCUUAGAAAAUCAUGAGAACCAGUCUGGCAAAAUUGUGGCCAAGCAGUGGGAGGAGGCCCUAAAAGAGGUCGCUGCAAUCAAGGGAUUGAACUUAAAAGAUCUCCGCCAAGAUAAACUUAUAGCUGUUGCUCUGGAAGAAGUUUUCAGUAAGUUGACACCUAUGCAGAGAAACUGGUGUGAUGAUUUGGUGGGAAUUCACAAUCAAAUGGAAGCCGUUAUCAAUUUGUUAGGCCUAGGCACUCUUGAUGUACGAUUUGUGGUGAUUCACGGUAUAGGGGGUAUUGGUAAAACAACUCUUGCUAAAGCUAUCUUUGAACGUAUCUCUUCCCAGUUCCAAAGUUGCAGCUUUCUUUUAGAUAUCCGUGGAAAUGAUAUUUUAAGUUUGCGAAAGAAAUUGUCACGUGACAUCCUUGGUAUUCAACAUUCAAAAGUUAUUGAUGCUUAUGAGCGGAGGGACAUGAUCGAAGAAAGACUCCAUGAUAAGAAAGUCAUCCUUAUUCUUGAUGAUAUGGACAAGAAGGAUCAGCUCAUGAAGCUAGCUGGUGAGUCUAGUUGGUUUGGGCCGGGAAGCAGAAUUAUUAUCACAACUAGGAACACCCAUUUCUUAGCUCCCCAAACUGACUACCAAGAUGACAAUAUCAUCCCACUUAAUCACCAAGAUUUCUAUUUUUAUGAAAUGAAGAUAAUGGAGUUAGGCCACGCUCUUCAACUAUUUAGCCAGCACUCCUUCAAAAGUGAUUCACCUCCACGUGAUUACUUCAAUAUUUCAUGUGAAUUUGUCAAUACUAGUGGAGGACUACCAUUGGCACUCGAGGUCAUAGGUUCAUUUCUUCAUUUAAGAAGCAUGAGAACUUGGAAAGACACAUUGAAGAAGUUGCAAACAAUACCCAACACGGAAGUCAAGAAAAAGUUGUUGAUAAGUUAUGAAGAAUUGGACUUCUCGCAACAACAAAUCUUUCUCGACAUUGCAUGUCACUUCAUUGGUGAAAAAAGAAUCCAUGCAUAUUACAUGUGGAAAGCUUGUAAUUUUUUUCCACAUACUGGACUCAAUGUCCUCAUUCAUUUGUCUUUGAUCAAAGUCAAUGAAGAUGAUAGAUUAUGGAUGCACAAUCAACUCAGAGAUCUUGGAAGAGAGAUUGUCGAGCAAGAAUGCGUUAGGAAUCCUGAGGAGCGCAGUAGGCUGUGGUGUCCGAAGACUGCCUCAAAUGUGAUUCAGAAUAACUUGGGAACAAAAAACAUUGUAGCACUCAAACUCACAAGACUUGAUGACGGGCAUAAUUUUACGAGUGGCGAAUUUUCCACGCUGCCAAGUUUAAGGUUCCUUGAAUUGGAUGGAGGAAACUUUGUCGGAGACUUCAAAAAUCUUCUCUCUAAUCUAACAUGGCUCUGUUGGCGUCAUUGCCCUUCAGAACUACAUGCCACCGGUUUACGUCUAAAGAAAUUGGCUGUUCUCAAGCUUUCGGAGAGUGAUAUUAUGGAAGACUAGAU
Messenger RNA from Eucalyptus grandis, 1841 nucleotides. RefSeq names its product TMV resistance protein N-like. The coding region runs from base 1 to 1839 and encodes 612 amino acids. Gene Ontology annotation, biological process: defense response. Gene Ontology annotation, molecular function: ADP binding. The transcript has 6 exons. Lineage: Eukaryota; Viridiplantae; Streptophyta; Magnoliopsida; Myrtales; Myrtaceae. The record is from RefSeq and is a predicted model, not a curated record.